This is a messenger RNA of Epithele typhae, 795 nucleotides long. RefSeq lists its product as uncharacterized. The record is from RefSeq and is a predicted model, not a curated record. The annotation marks the transcript as partial. The transcript has a single exon. NCBI's taxonomy places the organism in Eukaryota, Fungi, Basidiomycota, Agaricomycetes, Polyporales, Epitheliaceae.
AUGGAGUCUUCCGCCUCGGAAUCACCCUCAGAGUCCCCCAUCGACAUCGACGUGCAGUCCCACACCUCCCACUCCGCACGAUCCAGUUUCAGCGACCACACGCGCAGCAAAGCCCGCCGAUCCAAGGAUGGCACCGUCAACGGCUCCAUGCGAGACGUCGCCCGCGUCCUCGUCGCUCGCGAACGUGAAACCAUAGAACUCAAGCGAGCCCUCUAUACCCUCAACCAGCAGUUCGAAGCCGAGCGCCAACGCGCCGACUCCGCCGAGGCCAAAACCCGGGAGGUCCUCGCCCUCUUCAAGUCCACCAACGACGCCAAGAUCGUGGCCGAAACGGAAGCCGCCCGUGCAAACGAGGGUCUCAGAUUAUACAAGCUCCAGUAUGAAAACGCACAGAAUGAGAUGCGCCGGGCGCAGAGCCUUCUCAACGACUUGGAGACCCAACGCGUCGACGCAGAGGCCGCGGCUGCGAAGGCGAGAAGCAUGGCACGGAAGCUGAGGGAGGAGAAGAUCACCAUGAAGGCGAAGGAGGAGGGACGUAGGCAGGGCCUCGAGGAAGGCAUAGCCCAAGGUCAGAUCAUUGGAUAUGAAGCGGGACGCGCCGCAGGAUACGACCGCCCCGCCUCGGAGCAAGAGUUCGUCCCAGAGCCCUACGAAGACACCCGAAAUAGAGAGUACCAGACUUCCCGCCUCUCGAGGCCAUCCAUGUCGGAAGACUCGCUGCAAGAGGCGAUGACCGACUACACUCAGCCCGUUGACACCAUGCUGUCCAUGCCGCCUCCAGUGGCAACCCCAGCU